Molecule: messenger RNA, 1179 nt
Organism: Alternaria rosae
Lineage: Eukaryota; Fungi; Ascomycota; Dothideomycetes; Pleosporales; Pleosporaceae
Exons: 2
Coding region: 1-1179 (392 amino acids)
Biological process (GO): DNA-templated transcription; positive regulation of transcription by RNA polymerase II
Molecular function (GO): zinc ion binding; DNA-binding transcription factor activity, RNA polymerase II-specific; sequence-specific DNA binding
Source: RefSeq, a predicted model, not a curated record
AUGCGACAAUGUAUCGAAUGGGGUCUUCAUUCGCGGGCACAGGAAGGCCUGAGCCUAUUGAAAGAACAACACCAGCGAAGGAUUUUCUGGGAAUGUUACGUUCAUGAUCGCUACAGCUCGGGCAUAUUGGGACGUCCUUUCGCUCUACUCGAGUCAGAAAUAGGCAUGGCACUACCGAUAGACGCUGACGACGAGACAAUUGUGGCGUCUGGUGCAAAUACACUUGAAAAUGUUCCUAUCCAUGCCUUAUACCAUAGUGGAGAUAGCACUCGGACGCCCGGAUUCCAAUCGAUAGGCCACAUAUACUCAUCGUUUUCGCAAUUCGACAAAGAGCUCCGCGCAUUGCGGUCGUCAGUACCGGUCUUCGUAGACCCCAAAUGUCUGUACGAGCGGUCUGCAUGGCAUGACUUUAUGUACGAGAAGGACCGUCUUCUGCUUGCCCGUGGCGCCAUACACAACCUACCAGCGCGGCAGUUCUCCGGCACGUCCAUUGUAAAGGAAAUACUGAGAGUGUGCUAUCAAUCAGCGAUACAUACAAUACAACUGUAUGCAGACCUCCGACGCAAAGAUGCUAUCACUUGGACACGCAGCUACUUUCAGAUGAUCUUCACAGCAGGUCUAACUGUGAUCUAUUGCAUUAUCUUGGGUGUUUUGACCGACAAUGACGAGCUCUUCGUUACUAAUACCGAAACUCUGCCAACACUCAACACUUGCAGCUCAUUGUUGAACUACUUCAAAGACAAAAUGCCAGACGCAGGUUCUUUUGCCACUGUCUUCAGCGUCAUUCAAGAAGAGUUCGUCAAAGAUCGUUUUGCGUCUCCAACACAGGUGUCAGAGCAUGUCCCCGAAAACCCAAUUCAGCCAAAUAGUCAACAGCUCCCAACCCAUGAUACGCAAAUCUACCCCGAUCAUCUACUCAACGCAGGUGCGCUACACUCGGGCAUACACGCCACCACUACAGAUCAUUUACAAUCGGUUGGUGAGCAGCAAGAGCGGGUAAACCUAGAUCACUUGAUACUUGGGGACUUUCCCGACAUUCCAACCAUCCAAGGUUCGCAAGCCUUUGACAUGGGUUUCACUGAUGAUCUCAUGGACCAACUUGAAUAUGGACUGGGCGAGUACGCAUGGGGCUCGUUGAACACUAACAUAGACUAUUGGAAUUCUGUUUCCUACAACUAA